AUGAACAAGAACACGACUUGCCUCCUGAUCGGGCUACUCGGCGCGGGGAUUACCAUGUCGGCGUAUUCGCAGACCAUCAUCUCCAGCACGCAGUGCACCCUCCUCGGCUUUGUCGUCCUCUUGUUCGGGCUUCUCUUCAAGGAAGGCCUCUUCGACAGCCGAUGA
Molecule: messenger RNA, 165 nt
Organism: Spirodela intermedia
Lineage: Eukaryota; Viridiplantae; Streptophyta; Magnoliopsida; Alismatales; Araceae
Source: the annotation of a GenBank genome assembly